AUGGACGAGGUCAAGAAUUCCGAAAAGCCUUAUUCCAUGAAGCACGAUGAGGUUGGCACCAUACAGUCGGUUCAGGAUGUGGAACUACAGUCGUCCCACGGCGCAGACUACAGCACCUUGCAUACACCAAUGGUAGACGGCGACUAUGCUGUGACAGCGAAGACCUGGGCCGUCGUGAUAACUCUAGCUAUCUCUUAUGGGAUUUCGUUCUGGCCAGUCCCAUUCUUCAGUACCAUUGAGAUACAAAUCGCCACUCAGUUUGGGGCACCCGCAAGCGGUACCUGGAUCAAUUCGGUUUAUCCUCUUGCUGGCACUGUCUCAUUCAUGCUCUGUGGUGCCAAUAGCGACUUGUUCGGCCGGCGAUAUUUCAUCCUCGCGGGCAACGUUCUCGUCUUCAUUGGGGCCAUCCUGGGCGGCACCUCAAAAUCCUUGGGCCAGACCAUUGCUGCACACGUCUUGUUGGGAUUCGGUGGAUGCCAAUGUCAACUGGCCGCGUUCGCGGCACCUGAACUUCUUCCCAACAAGUGGCGUCAUUGGGCUGUGGUCAUUGCCGAUGCCAUGGUCCUCUUUUCCGUCAUUGUCGGGCCGCCUACGGCUCGAAUCGCCAUCAGACACGGUGACGCUUGGCGUUGGGGAUAUUGGGGCAUAGUGAUUAGCAUUGCUAUAUCCUUUAUUGUCCUCGCACUCCUUUACUUUCCUCCCAAGCACCCGCGCGGCGUCGCAUGGCACGUGGCUCUCAGGCAACUCGACUAUGUCGGCAUGUCGACAUUUACCGGGGCCACGACCCUGAUUCUCACGGGCAUCGUCUACGUCCAGGUCCGACCUUCCAACGACCCUCUGGUUAUUGGCCUUCUCGUCUCGGGGUUUGCGUCGAUGUUGAUGUUCGGCGCCUGGGAAACAUUUGCUCCCUUGAAACAACCACUCGCCCCGACCCGCCUAUUCACCCACAAUAGAGGUCGCACGCUGACCGCCCCGUUCAUCGUCGGCUUUGUCGUGACCAUGUUCUACUACGGCACCAACAUCGUGUGGCCGACCAUGGUUGUGACCUAUUUCACCACGCCUACCACGCCGUUUCACGUCACAUUGCUAAUGUCGACGGUCCAAGGGUUCGGGAUUUUCACCGGUGCCAUGAUCCUUUCCUUUGCCGGGACUUAUAUUCAGCACUGGAAAUGGCAGAUGACGGUUCCCAUCACGUUAAUGACCCUCUUCGGUGGCUUGCUGGCCUACAUCACUCCGGACAGGGAAGGUCUCGCUGUGGCAUUUGCGUUCCUCACGGCGACCGCGUACGGCUAUGCUCAAUAUCUCUCCAUCGCCUACAUCCAAUUUGGUGCCGACCAAGUCGAACUCGGCAUCGCUGGCGGCUUAGCCGGCGUUGCAAGACUUUCCGGUGGCGCCAUUGCGGUCAGCGUGUUCCAGACGAUCCUGGCCAGCGUUCAGAAGUCGCAUGCUGCAGCCGAUGUCCCCGCCGCCGUUGAAGCCGCUGGCGGCUCGGCCAAAGUUGCAGAGGCUGUGUUGGGUGCCCUGUCGCUCGGGUCGGAAGCUGUGGCACAAGUCCAAGGUGCCACCGCAGCCAUCAUCGAAGCGGCAGCUGCCGCAUAUCAACAAAGCUACGUCGCAGGCCUCAGGACGGUGGCCUUGGCAUCAGUGGGGUUCGGUGGGAUGGCUAUCCUCGCCACGCUAGCCUUGGAAGAUAUCGGACCCAAAAUGACACCCAAGAUCGAGAUAUUCUUGGAGAAUGAUGUCCAAGCGGAAAAGAAUGUCUAUCAUUGA
This is a messenger RNA of Fonsecaea pedrosoi CBS 271.37, 1770 nucleotides long. RefSeq lists its product as uncharacterized. The transcript has 5 exons. Bases 1 to 1770 code for a protein of 589 amino acids. Gene Ontology annotation, biological process: transmembrane transport. Gene Ontology annotation, molecular function: transmembrane transporter activity. The record is from RefSeq and is a predicted model, not a curated record. NCBI's taxonomy places the organism in Eukaryota, Fungi, Ascomycota, Eurotiomycetes, Chaetothyriales, Herpotrichiellaceae.